Carya illinoinensis is the source of this 587-nucleotide messenger RNA. RefSeq names its product non-specific phospholipase C6-like. The transcript is spliced from 2 exons. The record is from RefSeq and is a predicted model, not a curated record. NCBI's taxonomy places the organism in Eukaryota, Viridiplantae, Streptophyta, Magnoliopsida, Fagales, Juglandaceae. The coding region runs from base 229 to 561 and encodes 110 amino acids.
UUCCCUCAUUCAAUUUUCCUCUUCCCCGCAUCCCUCUGCUUUCUCUUAUCUCUAUCUUCUCUCAUCCCUCUAUUCUCCACGUAACCCUAAGCCCAGAUCUAGAUUUCCUCUUCCCCUGCAUCCCUUUGUUUUCUCUCAUCUCUGUCUUCUCCCAUCCCUCUCUUCUCCACGACCCCGUGAACCCACACGAACCCAUGAACUGGCAAACCGUUCUUAGUUUAGCUUUUUAUGGGGGAUCCACUGCAAGAAAAGAACACUGCUGAGACUCUGCCAGAUGUGACACCUUUAAGGACCACAGAAGAAAAGGAAGAAAGUAAGUUAACCGAGUUUCAAAGUGAGAUACUUCAACUAGCAGCUGUUCUUAAUGGCGACCACUUCUUGAGUAGUUUCCCAGAUGAAAUGAGCAGCAAAAUGAAUGUGAAAGAAGCACAUGAGUAUGUGGAGGGUGUUGUUGCAAGGUUUAAAAGAGCUAGCAAAGAAGCCAUCAUGUUAGGGGUGGAUGAAUCUACCAUUGUAGAUAUGAGAUCAUCUCUCACCAACAGAUCCUCCAUUCAUAAUUAAUAAAUAAAAAAAAUCCUCCAAAGUCA